GUGGUAUUGCCCUUCAUGCCUCCAAUUAUCAUGAUGUCCGACUGGUCGAAAUUGCCAGACAUUUUUUUCCCCAAAGUGUCUCUGACAGAGGUCAAACAACAGGCCAAUCAGGUCGUGUCCCAGAAAGACAUUGACUUGAAAAACGUUGACUGGUCCCAAAUAUGGGCCGAUAUUCUUAAUGCUCUGGGACAGGCUGGACGUCUGUUGGUCAAUUUGUGGAACACUAUCCUUUCCAGUGUUUUGCUCACUUUAAUCGAAGUCAACGACUGGUCAAUCGUGCAUCCAUACGUUGCAGCCGGAGUCUUGAUAUUGCUCUCUGCAGUCACAAAUAUUGGAGUCUUCCUGGCAUUAUUGCAGCUGACGGGAGCGAUUGCAGUGUUCUUGUGUCUUCUCCCGGUGCAGCUUGUCAUCUGGUGUUUGGGCUUCAGGAAUCAAGGAGUAGCGCAAGGUUCAUUUGCAUCCGCAUAUCAGUCCAGUCACUACGGUGGUACUGUGCCGCGAGGCUCUUCGUUCGCGCACCUCCAAUCAACUGGGGCCACCAUGUUGCCAGUUCCAUUGACGCUCGUCUCCUUGUUAUCGUAUGUUGGAGUUGCGAUUGUCUUGGGCCGGGAGUGGAGGUGGUGGCUCUGAUGAGGCAACUGGUUAUUGCAUCGUGUCGAAAGGAAGGGAACCUAAGAUUAUGCAGUUGGCUGAGGGUUUGAGUUUGCGAGUGAUCAGGCCGAAGAGCCGAUGAUACUACGUACAUAUGUGUGACCUUUGUCUAGAGAAUGUCAACGUGGGUUUAAUUUCAUGGAAACAUGAUGCACCAGCGUUUGGCGUUUACUUUAUAAACAGAUUUAUCCAGUUA
Suillus fuscotomentosus is the source of this 847-nucleotide messenger RNA. RefSeq lists its product as uncharacterized. Gene Ontology annotation, cellular component: membrane. The transcript has 5 exons. The record is from RefSeq and is a predicted model, not a curated record. NCBI's taxonomy places the organism in Eukaryota, Fungi, Basidiomycota, Agaricomycetes, Boletales, Suillaceae. Bases 16 to 630 code for a protein of 204 amino acids.